Messenger RNA from Baudoinia panamericana UAMH 10762, 885 nucleotides. RefSeq lists its product as uncharacterized. Lineage: Eukaryota; Fungi; Ascomycota; Dothideomycetes; Mycosphaerellales; Teratosphaeriaceae. The record is from RefSeq and is a predicted model, not a curated record. Bases 141 to 836 code for a protein of 231 amino acids. The transcript has a single exon.
GGCUAGCGCGCUUUUCAUGCACGUUUGUGAUUUUCCACAAUAAUGCCACAGUAUUGGUACAUGAUGAUACUCGGGCAGUUAGCCGCGAGUCAGUCUUUAUAGACGGGCUGAUGCCUGGGUGAUAGAGAGUUGCGUGGGACAUGGAGCGGACCAUCAGUCGUUCAGAACUGCACUCGCCGGAAAGCACACCGGAACCGGCUCCGGAUGAUGAGGUUGUUGCACGCCUACAACAAGGACUUGUUGAAUUCGACUACCUUCCGCACGAGCGUGAUAUAGCGGCACUGAUCGAUGACGAUGUCGAAGGACAGCUCGACUUCCGCCUCUUCGCCACACCUGGAGACGCGGAUCCUACGACCAAGAUUCGGCUACGAUCACCGACACCGCAAUUGUACGAAGCAGGCUUUGUGAACUCGCAACGGCCGAGAACGUGUUAUUUCGCAGAUGCUACGAACAAGCAACAAUACGAGAGUGUAUCUAUAUCCGGCGAGCAAGUCAAAGCAAUGUCGCAAAAUCCAUGGCCCGGCUAUGCGUACGAAUGGAAAGUCCUCCAUCUCCCACCAUCAGGUCAGACACGACAAGCGCGAGCUCUCUGCGAGCCCAUAUUUAGCAAGCUGCUGGGUAAGGAUCUACCAGAUUCAACCAGACGCAAACGCCUCGGCAAGAAGGCCCGUAUCAAACUCCGAUCAAAGCUUGCAGUUUCCCGACAGAAGGCCGAAACGCAAAGGAUCGACAUUGAAGCCCGUGAGCUUGCUGAGCGCGUCAAGCGCGCAAGGAAGAAUCGCGACAAGAAGCUGAAGAAGCGUGCACGUGACAAGGCUAAGAAGGCUGAAGGCUGAUGACUUCCGACCGCCAGGAGGUGAGAUGGUCCGGCUAGUCCCAGUCUUC